Messenger RNA from Phragmites australis (common reed), 1993 nucleotides. RefSeq names its product putative F-box protein At2g02030. The record is from RefSeq and is a predicted model, not a curated record. Gene Ontology annotation, molecular function: protein binding. Lineage: Eukaryota; Viridiplantae; Streptophyta; Magnoliopsida; Poales; Poaceae. The coding region runs from base 335 to 1633 and encodes 432 amino acids. The transcript has 2 exons.
UUAGCCAGUACAGCCUCUGCCUCUCUUCUGGUUGCAGCUCGCACGAAGCCGAGGAAGCGGUCGCAUUCGCACGCCUGAUCCCUCGUGCUCGCCUGAACCCUAGCCCUAAUCGGACGCGCGCCGCCGGGCGGCGGCCACCGGCCGUCGCUGCCUCCCUCUGGAGAUCCAUUCCUCCUGGACUACCGGCUCUCUCACCACCGACGGGAGCUACUAGCUGCCGCUGCUUCACGUGGCUUCCCCGAUCCCCUCCCUCGCCCGCCGUCUCUUGGCGCUGGGGUGCUCCGCGGACGACUGCUCUACCACCGGUGUUAGAGUUGUAAUUUGGAACCUAGCCAUGGAAUACAACAAUGAUGAUCUUGAUAAGCAAAAUGAAGGAAAAGAAUCUCAAGUAUAUGUUCCUCAAGAUGCCCAAGGGAUUGUUCUUGCUUUUCUGCCUGGUAGGGUUGUUGCCAAGUUUCGCAGUGUGUGCAAGUUCUGGCGAGACUGCGUUGAGGAACCUAGUUUUGUGGACCGUCACCUCAACAAUGCUUUCCGCUUCCACCAGUCCAUUGCUUGUUUCACCUCACUUGAUCGCGGCCUUGUCCACAUGUACACAUUUGAUCCCACCACGAUGAAUUUCAGAAGCGUGGAACUUGUGUUCUCAAAUAGGUUUCACAUAUCAGUCCCCUGCAAUGGCUUGGUGUGUGCCUAUGAUUUAAAAGGCGAUGCUGAGGUCUUGAAUCCAAUAACAAGGAAGCAUUUGCGGCUGCCUGUUUCAGAACUCAAGUCGCGUUCUUUUUGCUCUGAAUAUUUUGUUGGAUUUGUGCACUCGACAAAAGAGUACAAGGUGGUCUCUGUCCGUCACCGUGUGCGGUUCUUGACAUUGGAAAUAUGCACUGUUGGGACGCUGUCAUGGAGGACAGUUCGUGAAUCUGCAGAGCUUCUAAAGACAACGAAGGCAGUCAUUGUUAAUGAUGGCAUGUAUUGGCUACUUCUUGAUGAGGCAUCCUCCAGUUUGUCUCGAGAAAUCCUGAUGCUCAACCUAACAGAUGAGAAGUUCUCAAAAAUUGCUACCCCAGAUGCUGUAAAAGACCAUGUUUUGGAACUAUUUGAGGGGGAAGGAAAGCUUCUUUUGUUGUCAACACGUUCCGAUGGAUCUAAUAAUACAGUCUCAGAUAUUUGGGUGGCGGACUUGACUCAUCAAGACUGGGUCCACCUGGAGACACUCGCUCCCCGGGUGCCUGUGGGCAUGAGCCCAAUUUUCAUGCGCAAGAUGAAGAUCUUCAUUGGCAACCAAAAGAGACUCAUCUGCGUGGAUCUUCUGGAUGGUACAGUUUCCUACAUUGACAUGCCUUCUGGCGAGAGUUUGGUAUCUUGUGGCAUGUUUGUGGAGAGUUUUGCACCUGCUGUGACAGGCUUGAUGAGCUCAGCUGCGUCGCCAUGUGGUUCUCGUCUCACCGAAUCAUCCUCAGCAGACCCUGGUCCAUCUUUUCGUGGCACUGGAUCACCCUCGACAGGCCCUGGACAACCUUUUUAUCUCACUGGAUGGCCCUCAGCUGACCUUGAGCAAUCUUUUAAGAGAGCAAAGAGAACAAUAAACAUGGAGUGGAAAACAUACAGCAAACUAGGAGUACGUGGAUUGGUCUAUGGAUAACUCUCCCUGGACUGUACAGCAGCCUAUAGCUCGCAGCUGGUUCGUUUUGUCCAAUAAAAGUUGCUAUUGUGCUGUAUUUGCUCAUUGCUAUGGUAGUGGUGGAAGACGCCAUGGCCCAUGGGAGUGGGCCAGUAUACAAAAGAAACAUAGUGAACUGGUAAACCUGGAGUGUAUUUUGAAGUAAUGUUUACCCUGCUAAUGUGGGUUUAUAUAGUUGAAAAAAUUGAAGCUGUAUACCUGGUAUAAUGUACUCGGUACUCUUGUUUUGAUUUGUACUGGUAAACUGUAUGUACAAUGUAUGCAUUGCAUUUGUGAACUUGUACAGGCAAGGUCAUUACAAAAUGUGGCUUAGAUAGACCA